UAUAUGGCAGCCAUCUUGAAAAUAGUCGUCUCCUCGCGGUGUAUCUCGACGGACAUUUAAUUCUACCGGACCGAAUUUUUAUGACUUAUGUUAAAAGCUCGCAUCUGAUCAUGUCAACGGAAGAUUUUCAAACAAAAUACGCCUGUUUUAUGGACGGCUUGGUUAAAAGUACGGUCGCAGAAACAACCAAACUUUUUGAAACGGUGGUUGAUGAAUUAAAAGCAGAAUUGUCGAAGGUGAAGACGGAAAACGAGGCCCUGAAAACAACGUGCAGACAAAUAGCUACUGCGAAAACCUUUGCCAUUAAAGAGCCCGUCCAAAAUGGCUGUUCGAAUAUCCAGGAUAAAGCUGUGCAAUGUGAUAUUCUUCCUUACCAUCUUUUGAUGGUAGAUCAACCAGCGGUGCAAAGUGGAGAGGAACACGCCAAACAAUGUAAAGAAGAGCAAAUGAUGUACAUUGUCCUAAACAACCAUGAUGGUGUUGCUGAAAAAGAAGAAAAUCCAGACAUGACAGUUUCUAUUCCAAACCAUGAGGACUCUGAGCCUGUUGCCAGCAGAAACCUAUUGUGCACAUUUCCAGAUCCACCACCAACCACCGCUUGUGAGAAUGAAAUCGGAGACCCUGAGAUUGGCCAACAAUGUUUGACCAAAGCGCUCCGAAAAAGACAAGACACUCAAGUGACUAGUUUGGACGCGGGUCACAAUUUACCCGAGGCACCCAAUCGAUCAAUACAGCCUGUUAAUUAUGUCAUCUCUCUCGCUGCAAUUAACAACGGCAUGGAAGCUGGUCAAAUCUCAGCUCAGUCGUCGGAGGCAUCAGAGGUUCGAACUGAGCUGCCAUCAUUGGGAGACGUACUGAACGUCGAGCCAACACUUUGGAACAAACAGCUAGGAGAAAAGGAAAAAUAUAUCUUGACGAAAGUUAAGACCGAGUGGGAAACAGGAGACCAAAACGAUACCGAAAGAAACAUAACGACGCCUAAGAUUGUGAAUUUGUGUGGGCAAGCACCGUCGCCGACUAAGUGUAGCGACUCCGCAACGGUACAGGAUGCAAUGCUUCUCCUUGACGCAAUGGGUCACUCCAAGAAUCGUAGCGCCCCGCGGGAAGUACCGACACCCCGAGACUGCUGUCUUGGUUCUACUUCGGCAUCUCCGUUAGCUCCUCAAGCUUUGCCCUCGCCGCCGCCCGCCGACGUAAGUGAAAACGGCGUAGAAGCGGUCACAACAGACGACAACGAGACGCUUGUUGACGGUCGUACGACGCAAUCCGACAAUUUUCAGUUCAGCAUCGGCGUCGCUUCAGAGAAUCAACAAGAUGACGUUGCUUCUUCUGACAUGGCAUCAACAUCAUCGCCGACCAGCAAUUCUCUCGGGGCAACCGCGGUCCCAGACCUCGCCCCCCUUAAAGUCUUUGUCAAAUCGCCAUCCGCUCAUCUACGAGAAACGAGCGCUCCGCUUUCCCCGAAUCAGAUCUCGGUGUCAUCUUUCGGACUCUUUCGGAGGAAAAGAAAGGUUCACUCCCGCACAUCUGCUCCCCUCGUCACGUCCGACAAAACAGUCGGUCCAACGCAACAAAGGUCAAACCCAGCGGUGUUUAAAAAAGUCCAAAUAAUCAUUCGCAGAGCUCUCGAUGUCGUGGCCAGCCCGCUGCAAUUACCGGAGACACUCAACCAGGAUGCAAUUGGACCAGCCGACGCUAUGACAUCAUCAGAGGAACCAAACGCAGUCGCUCAAGUGACCUCAGAUCAAAGUCAAUCCUCGUUUCAGCAGGCCGAACCUUCAUCGCAGCAGACACACAUUUGUGAUAGUUUCCAAAUAAGUCCAAGCGAGCAAGCAGCGACUGAGAGCGUAGCGCUAACGGGCUCGUUGUCACCCCCGCGGCCGGAAUCAGAGCAGAUGAACAUCAGUGAAGAAAAAACUCCCGGAGAACAAGCCGAGUCAUUGUCAAGUCCGACUCUACCGCCAUCUCCGCAAAUGGAACCUUCAUCCGAGCCAGCGAGCUUUUGCCAAAAUUUAACUCCCGAGGAACAAGCGGCAGCAUCGUCGAGCGAGGGUGAGCCCGUAAAGUCUCGUCCUCCUUUCCCACUCAUCAAACUCAAAAGGCUGCCACGUCUGUCCGCUGGCUCCCUUUUGCUUCCACAAUCGUUAAGCGACGAUAGCGAAUCCGGAGACGUAGCAGCAGGUGCUAGCGCCUCGUCUCUCCUCGACGACCAGGCAUUAAAAACGACAACCCGUCCAUCGCAAGUCUCAACCAGCUCCUGUCCAGAUUUAAACGUCUCUUCUACCGUUCCCGAGGAGUUAUGUGGACCUCACUUGCCAUUGACCCAAAUCCAGUUGCUCGCGCAGCUGUGUUUGGCGCCUGUAAUUCAAGAUGCCGAAAAGGCAUCACCAAACAAUCCCCAAAAUGUGUCCAAUGCCCUUGGCGGGAAAAAGCUUGGCAAAGAAUCCAUCCUUGUCCAUCCUCGCACCACCCGCAAUACAAACUCUUGGACUAAAAGAACAAACACCAAACCAGAACCGCAGACAGGCAAGCCACCUAUCCCCAAAAUCGCCAGGAAAGCCAAAUUGGAAAGCGUUCAAGAUCCCACCCCGAAGCCUGUUCCAGUUCCCGCAAAGAGAGCCGUGUCCUUGAGUCCCACGGGGCCACCUAAAGAAAAUGCCUUUUCCCGACCAAGUCUCAGGAAUCAACAGAAGAGUGCGAGCAUCACUCAAAGUAAGACCGUUUCUGUCAGAACCCGAGACCCGGUCGUGCGUUUGUGUCGGUUAUCUCUAAAAGGCACUUUGUUUGUCAUCCCGUCGCCGCGCACAGCCGUUAAUACGCGUGUAAGGUCACGUAAAGAUCCCACCGCGAAGAAUUCCAAGAAUUGUCUCUCUCGUAGCAAAAUUGCUCGUGAGAAAAAUAUAAAUCUGCCUCGACACCAGUCUGCCAAUAAAAUAAAAAAAGAAAAGACAAAAAUCACGAGCGAGCAAAAAUUCCAAUUUCAUCCCGCCGGUAUGAAAAAUGCUCCAAGUGAAGCUCUCUGGAUUUACAAGGUUCCGGAAGAGCAAAUCGCCAAACAAGAAUCAAAUUCAUCAGGAGCGGAAAGCGGUUCCUCCAGUGUCCAGUCGCCCAAAUUGGCUAACGGCAGUCUGGUUAAGACGAGAGAAAAAUCGGGAUCCAAUCAAAAGUCUACCGUUGAAGAAAAUACAAACGUGCAGGACACGAAGAAAUCAGUCCAAAUGAUUAAAACCGAAUCCAAUAUAACUCGGCCGAUCAUUCGCCAGCCUGCGGGAAACAAAUGUCCGUCUCCGAUUGCGCGAGUAGGAGAAACCCCCCAGCAGCUUCGAUUUGUCAUCUCGGAGAAGAACCUGCUUAAGAACCAGUGCAGGUAUUGCGGCCGCGUCCUUUGCGACAGUACGUCCCUCAAUAGUCACAUCCGACUCCAUACGGGCCACAGGCCAUUCUGUUGCAAAAUUUGCCCAAAGAAAUUUCCCAACGGCAGAGGCCUGAGACGACACGUCCUCGUGCAUCGCAAGGGGAGGAAGCACGUUUGCCAGGAGUGCGGCAAAGGCUUCGUCUACAAAUUUGACCUCACCAAACACGUCCAGAUGGUGCACGGCAAAAUGAAGCCCUUCGUUUGCCAGCUGUGUGGCAAAGCCUUCUUCACAAAGCGAGACGUGGAGACCCACAUACGAGGCCACGCGGGGGAGAAACCCUAUCACUGCCACUUGUGCGAGAAGAGGUUUUUGAGGAGCACCGAACUCAGCGCGCAUCUGAGGUGGCAUCGCGGCGAGAAAAGACAUUGGUGCCCCUAUUGCGGCAAAGGAUUUUUCGACCAGACCAACCUGAAGAGACAUAAGUUUAUCCACACAGGAGAGAAACCACACUCCUGCCCACAUUGCCCGAAACAAUUUACACAGUCUGGACACCUGAAAAAGCAUGUUAAAAAUGUACAUAAAGCGCAAUGAGAGCAAGCCUGCGCGUUUUGUCAUCUUUCAGUCCUUUUGUAACAUUUAUAUCAUUUUCUAGGUAGAUUCAAUUCAUAAAAUGCCCGUGACACCGAGAUAAUAAAUAAAUAAAUAAAAUGAUUUCAAGAGUA
Molecule: messenger RNA, 4078 nt
Organism: Syngnathus typhle (broad-nosed pipefish)
Lineage: Eukaryota; Metazoa; Chordata; Actinopteri; Syngnathiformes; Syngnathidae
Exons: 5
Coding region: 81-3947 (1288 amino acids)
Biological process (GO): regulation of transcription by RNA polymerase II
Cellular component (GO): nucleus
Molecular function (GO): DNA-binding transcription activator activity, RNA polymerase II-specific; RNA polymerase II cis-regulatory region sequence-specific DNA binding
Source: RefSeq, a predicted model, not a curated record